GAGUUGCCACCCUAGGAAUAACUUGUAUCUUUUUCCAACACUAUCUGAGGGCCACAUCAGCUGGACCGCUUUUUUUUAUAACAAUAAAAAAUUGCGUUUGUUAUUGUUGUAAAGAGACAGACUAACAAAAGUUAAAAAGAGUUUAUUAUAUCAAAAACAAGUUAAAUUGUGAACAAAACCAAUCGGGUUCGGUUGCCUUGGCAACCCGGCGACCCAAACAACAAACGGAAUCGGGAAACAGAAAUCUUUCCCAGCAGCAGCCAAAGGUGUUCUCUCAUAAGCAAAAAUGUUUAUACUAGACAGGAUAUUACCCUUUAUUGUCAGCUACAUAAGGCCGUUCAUCAAGUGGUUCCUCCACGCAUUCACCCGGCUGUCCGAGUUGCAAAGGAUCUGCUAUGGUGCUCGCGCCGGUGCUAGUCGGACGAGUCAGGUGGAGCGAUCGCUGGCAUUGUCCAAGACGCCGCAAAUACGACGCCUAGGUCUUGACCUUGACGAGGCGGCGCCAUAUGUGGACGACAGGGAGCUGCUGGAAUUCGCUCCCCGCGCUGCUCGGGUUGUGAUGCAAUCCAAGCGCAUUAAGAGUAAUGUGCAUCCGGACUUUGCCCGGCUCUUUGGCACCUGCGUGACAAGCAUCUGGGGCUACCGCCGGCUGAUGCAUCAGUUGGAGCAGCUGCGAGCGGAGAAGUACGACUCCGAUAACCUCGAGCACGAGCAGAAGCUGCUGCGAUUGUGGCAGCUCCUUAUGCCGGAGAAUCCACUCACAGGACGAGUGAGCAAACAGUGGCAGGACAUCGGCUUUCAGGGCGACGAUCCCAAGACGGAUUUCCGGGGAAUGGGCAUGCUCGGUUUGGAGAAUUUGCUCUACUUUGCCACCGAAUACAAUGAUGCCGCCAAGCAUGUGCUCCUGCACUCUAUGCACCCCACUUUGGGCUACACCUACGCCAUUGUGGGCAUUAAUCUCACUUCGAUGGCCUUCAAUUUGGUUAAAUCCGGUGCCGCCAAGACACACUUCUACAAUCUGGUGGUCCAGCACAAGCAGGAUUUUAGCACAGUGCAAGAUUUCCACAAGCUUUACUGCUAUCUGUUCUUUGAGUUCGAUCGAUUCUGGAAGGACAGUGAUCCGCGAAAUAUUAUGGACUUUCGCGAGAUAUAUCAGGACUUUGAGAUCACCAAACUGGAGGCCUUGCACAAUGAUAGCACUAUUUUUAAGACGAAUUUGGUUGUAGAGUCCGUUUAACACAGAAUAAAUAAAUUAAAACAAGUCAACUGCUGAA
This is a messenger RNA of Drosophila kikkawai, 1274 nucleotides long. RefSeq names its product ELMO domain-containing protein 2. The record is from RefSeq and is a predicted model, not a curated record. Lineage: Eukaryota; Metazoa; Arthropoda; Insecta; Diptera; Drosophilidae. Gene Ontology annotation, molecular function: GTPase activator activity.